This is a messenger RNA of Plenodomus lingam JN3, 1722 nucleotides long. RefSeq lists its product as uncharacterized. Lineage: Eukaryota; Fungi; Ascomycota; Dothideomycetes; Pleosporales; Leptosphaeriaceae. The record is from RefSeq and is a predicted model, not a curated record.
AUGAUCAUCAUGAUCCUCAUCAUUCAUGGGCCCCCCUCCCUUUCUCCCGGCCCCCUAGCUCUCACGCGCUCGCACAUGUUGGCUGCGAAGAAUGGCCGGCCACGAUGGUGCCACGGCUGUCAAGCGCUACAAGUCUUGCAUACUUCCAUGGCAGCUCCCCGCCAUUCCGGCGAACAGAAAUCGGGACCCUGCCCAAACGCCGAGCUUCCCUCUGCCGCCUUGACGUCGGUGCGGAAGAGAAAGAGGGGUAGAACAGCUGACUGGGGUGACAAGAUUUCGCUGCAACGAGUCCCGAGGCUCACGAUUUCUUCACCGCGUCUAUUCUUCAUUUUCGCUCGUCUACGAUGCAUUGCGUCUAUUGACUAUACUGUAUACAUACCCGCCCUACCUAGAACCGGGGAUCCCAACUUCUGCCGCUCUAGUGCCAUAGUACGCGCGAACUUCCUCAUCAGCCACUGCAAAAUAAACCUUGUCCUUCAUCUCAACCACAUCUGCACCUUCUCGUCGCCUUCUGCCGCAGCCGACAAACGGAAAGAAAUAAUCCUAAUCGUAAUCAUGGUUGCAGCUACUAAUGCAGCCAACUCGCCUCCCACCAACCUGGUACAAAUGGAUCCCAUAUGCGCUGCCAAGAUGCGUUCCAGCAAUCCCCACAAGUUCCCCAUACCAUGUCCACGCACUAAUGCCUCCGAGGAAGAUCUCCCUCCUUUCCCAGAAGCAGAAGUAUCCCAUCUGACCUUGGAUAACAAACCGGGCGCAAAGAUUCACUACACAUACUAUCCAGCCUCAACCUCACAACCCUCACAUCCCAACCCCUUUUCUCAAACCCUCAUCGUCUUCCUCAAUGGCAUGCCCACGCGCGAGUCCUGGGACCCGACCAUUCGAAGCUUUCUUGAAAAACGUAUAGUAGGCCGACUGCCCUACCCAGCCAUUGUAUCCUACGACCGUUAUGGACAAGGUAAAAGCGACCGCGAUCCAGACGACAAGGAACCUCCUCCCUCACAUGGCCAUGAUGUCGUCUCCGCCGUCAAGGCGCUCAAGCAAUUCACCGUCCAAAUCUGGCGCGACCACCUCGACCACGCCAAACCCACGCAUUACCCCUGUCUCAUCUUCGUCUGCAACAGCAUCGGCUGCGCCAUUGCUCGUAUCUUUACACAAAUGUACCCAGGCACUGUCUCUGGCCUCUUGUUUCUCGACAGCAUCAUGGCCAAUUCAGACUCGUUGUCCCUAUGGCCCGAUCCCGAUGCUCCUGAUUUCAACAAACACACACUACCCGAUGGUGUGAGCGAAGCCGAAGUACGUGAGACGAGGAGAAGAUAUGCGAGUAUGUUUGGACCCGAGGUGCCCAGCAUGGAGGGUUUGAGCCGGAGGAAUCUAGCCCAAUUGCUGCCGGCGUCUGAUGCGCCGAGGCUAGAAGGCUAUCUGGGGAAAGGCCCGUAUUUGACGGUCGUAGGACAUGAUUGGGAUACUUUCGCCGAGCAGAGUUACCAAAGCUCUCUCCGCAUCCCCAAAAUCCUAACCAUGACCUAUGCCAACACCGCCUGGCGCCGCUACAACGAAGGCCUCGUCGACAUUACCGAUGAAGGUCGCGCCAUUGGUCCCAUUACCGCCGUGCACUGUGGCCAUUUCAUUCAAGAGGACGAUCCGCGCUUUGUUAGCGAUGAGAUGGUCAGUUUGCUGGACCGCGUGGUCAAUCGCGUAGAGCAGGUCAGUGAGCGGGAUUAG